This is a messenger RNA of Paramecium pentaurelia, 2030 nucleotides long. The record is from the annotation of a GenBank genome assembly. NCBI's taxonomy places the organism in Eukaryota, Ciliophora, Oligohymenophorea, Peniculida, Parameciidae.
AUGAUUGUCUAAUCUUACAACUUUUCACUUAAAUAUGAUAUUAUAAUGGCUACAGCAGGUAAGCUUAUUGGAGAUACUACUUCUUUGAUUGGAUUUACUUCAAUAGGGAGUAUUUUACUAUUUUAGAAUAAUACAUCUAAUUUCUUAAAUAUGAAAAGAGAAUUUAAAUCAUUAGAUGUGAUUAAUUAAUGUCUUGUUAUGGCAAGUGAAAAUACUUUAACUGUUUAUGAUGUUGAAAAUAAUUUUGAUUAAUGUUUUGUAGAAGUGAAUGAUGGUAUAAAUACUUUGGCAAUUGGAUAAUAUUAUAAUGGCAAAUAAAUUUAAGAAUUAAUUUUUGUAGGUGGUAAUUGCAGUAUAUAAGGAUUUAAUAUUUAAGGAGAGGAAAUAUAUUGGAAUGUAGCAAGUGAUGAAGUUGUUUCUUUAUGUGUUUUUGGUUUUGAUAAUGAAUAUUAUAUUGCUGUUGGUACUGCAGAUAAUUGUGUUAGACUUUUAAAAGGAGAAGAGAUUGUAUUUUAAUUUAAUACUUAAUCUUUACCAUUAUCUUUUGCUGGAAUUAUUUAUUUUGAUUAAACUUAUCUUAUAACUGGAAUGGAAAAUGGAUCUAUAAAAUUACAUAGAUAACAAUUGGAAUUGUGGCACAAUAAUGAAGAUUAAGAAAAGAUAUUUAAACUUAUUUGUAAUGAUGAAAAUCAUCUUAUUGUUGGUAGAAGAAAUGGAUAAAUAGAAUUAAGAUCAUUGAAGAAUGGUUAAUUAAUAUAAAAGGUAAAUUCAGAUGAAUAAUUAAGUGGAUUACUUUAUUCUGAUCUAAGAGGAGUUGGAGUUAAUCAAAUUAUAUCAAUAUCUAAAUCUGGUAAUGUAAAAGGAUAUACUAUUGUUGAUAAAGAUACAGAUAAUAUGAAUUUAUCUUAAAGUAGUAUUCUAACUGAAUUAACUUAAAAAAAAUAAGAAUUACUUUAAUAAAUGUAAUUAGAUAAAAUGCCUACUGGAUUAGAUAUACGAUGUGGAUUCUAAAAAAAUAUAGCUAAUUAAUGUUUAAAUUUAGUUUUCAUUCUAUCAGAACCUGGUUAUUAUAUAACUUAAGCUAUUAUAUUUCAUGACACAUAUUAUAAAGAAGGAUACAUAGUUAAUAAUCCUCAACCUUCAGAUAAAUUAUUUGCACCUCUUAAAUAAUUGGUUGAUAAUUAGAAAGUGAUGUUAAAUUGUAAAGUUUUUGUUUCAUCAAAUCCUCAUGGAAAUUACUUUUUAAUAUUGGAAACAUCACCUACUUUUCCUAAAUUUGCUAACUUUUAAUAUGUUGAUUAAGAUCUUAAAAUAUAAUCAUUUAUUGAAGCUAAAAUUAAUGAAAGAGUUCCUAGAUAUGUUAAAUGGAUAGAUUAAUGUUUCAAUAUUAAUGAGGAUAUCAAAAAAAAAUUUGAAUCUACAAAUGAAUUUGUAUUCAAUACUAUUAAUAUUGUUAAUCAAUAAAAAUUAUAGAUUCAUGUAAAUUUAGAUAAUCAAUAUAAUAGUUUGAUUCUAAGGAAGGAAAAGUAAUUAUUCGUUGUGAUUCCAUUGCUACUUGUGGCGAUAUUAUUUAAGAUCUUUGUGAUUUCAUUUAAAUUUAAGAUUUAAUGACAGUUGGAUAAUUUCCUGGAGAAAUGUAAGAGUUUAAAAAAGUACUAGAAGCUGUACAAUAACAUAAAUCUUCAAAAUUAUAAAUUUCAGGUGAUGUUGCUGAAGCUAUGAAUCUUGUUAAAUCUUAUAUUGUUAAAGCUGAAGAUUCUAGAAUGAUUGGAGAUAUUAAAACUAUGUAAAAAAUGUAUGCAAAUGUAAUGGUUCAAAAUAAAGCUAUAUAAAGUGAACUUUAUAAAAAGAAAUAAAAUAAUGAUAUCUUAAUGAAUAACUUAAAAGAAGUUAAUGCUAUGAUCAGUAAAGCAAGUUAAUUGAGAGUUGGAAAUGCUAAAAUUGCCAUCACCAAUAUGUGUAGAAAUGCUGUUAAAAAGAAUAAUUUAUUAACAUUAAUUGAAGUUAUUUAAUAAGGAAGAGAAAUUUGA